Adelges cooleyi (spruce gall adelgid) is the source of this 894-nucleotide messenger RNA. RefSeq lists its product as uncharacterized. Gene Ontology annotation, biological process: protein peptidyl-prolyl isomerization. The record is from RefSeq and is a predicted model, not a curated record. NCBI's taxonomy places the organism in Eukaryota, Metazoa, Arthropoda, Insecta, Hemiptera, Adelgidae. Gene Ontology annotation, cellular component: intracellular membrane-bounded organelle. The transcript has 5 exons. The coding region runs from base 59 to 784 and encodes 241 amino acids. Gene Ontology annotation, molecular function: peptidyl-prolyl cis-trans isomerase activity.
CUGUAGUAUACCGUGUCCCGUGGCAUAACCGUCAUUGCACCUACUCGCGUCCGACACGAUGCCGGGCGUUUGGCGGAUAUCCACGUUUUUGUGUUGCCACGCGCUGUCGCUGGUCUCGGCGCUCCAGACUUUCCAGGUGACCGACACGGGAUACUUGGACGUGGAGAUGGCCGGCCAACAGCUGGGCAGAAUCGAAAUCGGCCUGUUCGGUGAGCUGGCGCCCAAAACCGUGGCCAACUUCGUCGCCCUACUCACCGUGGGCGUGCACGGGCGGACGUACGCCGGCACCAGGUUCCACAGGGUCCUAAAGCGGCUUGUCGUCCAAGGCGGAGACGUGGUGAACAACGACGGAAGCGGUUCGAUUAGUAUUUUCGGAGAAGAGUUUCCUGACGAAAUAUUGACCGUGAACAACACCAAAGCCGGAUUCGUAGGCAUGGCCAAUUCAGGACCGGACACGAAUGGAUGUCAGUUUUACAUAACUACCAGACCAUCGCCCACCUUAGACGGUAAACACGUUGUCUUCGGCCGAGUGGUCAAUGGGCUGCAAGUCGUACACGUGAUUGAACGUCAACCUGCUGACCUGCUGGGACGACCGAAUAAAGAAAUUCGGAUCAAAAGCUGCGGACUACUCGACAGGAAACCGUCUUACACUAUAACAGAUCACCCGUACGAUUUGGACAUUUGGAAAUGGAUAAAAGCUUCUUCGAUACCACUAUCAGUGUCAGCCGCCAUACUGGGAUUAUUUCAAUGGAUGAUCAUUCAAAUUAACAAAGUCGUUAAUUAAAUUAUCGAAAAAUGUACUAUCAUAUUUUCAUUAUUAUCUUAUUCAUUAUUAUACAUACUUAUAAUGUAUGAUGUAACGCAAAAACAAAUUUCAAUUUUGAUAAAAUAUGU